CUCUACUAUCGCCUUAUUUUCUCCCUAUUGAGCAGCAGGCUUAGUGUAGCUAGCGGCCGGAUAGGGCGAAAAAAACACAAAGUUGGGUUAUAUACGACCGACUGGAUUGAGCUGCUAGUCGUUAAGUAUCAGACUGCAGCUGUAUUUGUGUUUUGGUGUGUCGGUGCUUUCGUGGAGCAGAGACGACGCCCGACUGGUAGCUUAGCCAACAGCAGCAGCAGCAGCCGCCGCCGCCAUUACCAGCCUACGGUAGCUAGCAGCUACUAACGCUACUGCAGGCCCGAAGGUUUCAGGAGCUUGAAUUUGACAGAUUCAGUUUAGUCUGUUAGUCUGUUGGGUUCUGUUUAAUACUCGUGUACCAUCCUGCCCAUAACAAGCGUCCACGAUUGUGUCCAAUCCAACCGAGAACCAGUUUACAUCGUAAAGCCAACGGGCAACUUUACCGCAAGCUAACCGACGGCUUGUGGCUAACAUUGCCCACAUCCUGCUUCCAGGGGAAACAUUUAGGAUAACGUGUCAUGCAUUCGCUGGCUCAGGAGAUCCAGGGAUUCUCCAAAAACCGCCUGAAGAAGCAGUGCACGCGUGUUACCACGGUGACGGGCAGGAAGCUGCUGGAGAGGAGGAGCGACGGCGGGGAGGGAGAGGUGGAGCAGGUGGAAGAGCUGGAGGAGGGCAGCGGAUGUGGAUUUGUAGAAGAUAAAAGUCUGGACCUUCAGGUUGGCGUCGUUAGACCCUUCCUACUGCUGGCCUCUCAGGAUGCAGCCCACGACAUUGACACCCUGCAGAGAUAUAAGGUGUCUCAUGUGCUAAAUGUGGCCUAUGGAGUCAAGAACCUGCUCCCAGAUCAGCUGGUGUAUAAGACGCUCCAGAUCCUGGACCUCCCAGACACGGACAUCACUUCAUAUCUCGGGGAAUGCAGCUCCUUCAUAGAUCAGGCUCGAGAACAGAUGCAGAUACAUAAACACAAGAGACAGACAAACACCCACAGUAGAGCUUCAGGUUUUACCAGAGAUGCUGGAAAGUCAGAAAUUACACGAGGAAACACGCAGUGAAAUGACCCUUCAAGCUGUGAUUUUGCCGAGCUCCCGUCACGUCAACACGGUCAACACCACUCAUUUCUUAAGAGCAUGUUUAUGAUUUUUAAAUGAACAACAAAAUAUUAGUGGUAUCUGGCCAUGUGGAUAAUUUAAUGUUCAGAUAUCAACCUCUGAAACUUACGCUACAACCUAUGGGGAGUAUUUCUUCUGUAGAAAGUAGUCUUUAUGAAUACUCAGAGAUGGAUAUCUCAAAACCUCAGCAGAUAAAACUGUACAACUGGCAGUAGAGGAAUAGUUUUUUUGUUUUAAACCCUUUUAAUUUGGCAAACACCUGUAUGUUAAAUGACUAAACCUGUUAGUUUGCUGUUGAGCUUAGAGGUGCAUUCAGUGCGUGCUGGUUAAUGGUAACCUCACCGUAUUAUUAAGUUGCAACACUGCAUUGGGAACAUGAUUUUAAGGUCAGAAAAAUCCACGUUUCUUCUCAGUUUUUUCUUAAUGUGACCACUUGAACAUGUGGAUGUUGUAAAUAAAGACCAGGAUUUCCGACUUUGACCUGUUGUCGCGUUACUUCAUUUAAACCGUAAUUGCAAGCAGCCGAGCGGGGAAAAACGUUCACGUCAGCCUUCGACUUGUAAAUUCUGACGUGCAGCUAUCGGGAGCUUCUGAAACCAACGAUGUCUCCCGCUGGUUGAAAGGUACUACAGACGUCAAUUAA
Molecule: messenger RNA, 1752 nt
Organism: Xiphias gladius (swordfish)
Lineage: Eukaryota; Metazoa; Chordata; Actinopteri; Istiophoriformes; Xiphiidae
Product: dual specificity protein phosphatase 19-like
Exons: 6
Coding region: 519-1052 (177 amino acids)
Biological process (GO): protein dephosphorylation; regulation of MAP kinase activity
Cellular component (GO): cytoplasm
Molecular function (GO): JUN kinase phosphatase activity
Source: RefSeq, a predicted model, not a curated record